Danio aesculapii is the source of this 1852-nucleotide messenger RNA. RefSeq names its product SH3-domain binding protein 5b (BTK-associated) (gene sh3bp5b). Gene Ontology annotation, molecular function: protein kinase inhibitor activity. The coding region runs from base 181 to 1521 and encodes 446 amino acids. The transcript is spliced from 9 exons. Gene Ontology annotation, cellular component: cytoplasm. Gene Ontology annotation, biological process: negative regulation of protein tyrosine kinase activity; intracellular signal transduction. NCBI's taxonomy places the organism in Eukaryota, Metazoa, Chordata, Actinopteri, Cypriniformes, Danionidae. The record is from RefSeq and is a predicted model, not a curated record.
GAGAGAAAGAGAGUGUGUGUUUUUGUGUGCGGGGAUUCACAAACCUCAUUUCUCUCUUUAAAUGAGGAAUCCGGUCAGUGUGAUAGAAUGAUCUUGGCGAUUCAUCUGUGAUAGUCACAGACGGACACACACGGAGACCUUUCUUCAUAGAUAGGCUUUAGUUUCUGCCAGAUAACAAAAAUGGAUAGCUCAGACAAGGAGAACAGGUCGGAUGAAGAAUUUGAAUCACCCGAGGAAGAGGAAGUGGACCCGAGAAUUCAGGGUGAGCUUGAGAAGUUGAAUCAGUCUACAGACGACAUCAACAGAUGUGAAACUGAGCUUGAGGACGCCAGGCAGAAGUUUCGCUCUGUGCUGGUGGAAGCCACAUUAAAGCUGGACGAGCUGGUGAAGAAGAUUGGCAAAGCGGUGGAAGAAUCCAAACCAUACUGGGAGGCCCGGCGUGUGGCACGACAGACUCAGCUGGAAGCGCAGAGAUCAACACAAGACUUCCAGAGGGCCACAGAGGUGCUGCGGGCGGCCAAAGAGACCAUCGCUCUGGCUGAACAGAGGCUGCUGGAGGACGACAAGCGGCAAUUUGACUCGGCCUGGCAGGAGAUGCUGAACCACGCAACACAGCGAGUGAUGGAGGCUGAGCAAAUCAAAACACGCAGCGAGCUACUGCACAAAGAGACCGCUGCCAAUUACACCGCUGCCAUGAGCCGUAUGAAACAGCAGGAGAAGAAGCUCAAACGUACCAUCAACAAGUCAAAGCCCUACUUUGAAAUGAAGGCGAGGUAUUACUUGCAGCUUGAGCAACUAAAGAAGAAUGUGGAUGACCUGCAGGCCAAGCUGACGCAGGCUAAAGGGGAAUAUAAGUCGGCUCUGAGGAACCUGGAGAGGAUCUCCGAUGAGAUCCACGAGCGCAGACGUUCUUUGGGCAUCGGCCCACGAGAGAGAGGUGUGGGUGCAGAGGGUGAUGGUGUCAUCGGUGAAGACUUGUCUGGCUUUAAAAUGGAGUCUGAUGGAAUAUCAAUGGCUUCCGGGUCAUAUGAGGAUGAAAACUGCAGCACGAGUGCCAUGUCCGAGGAAGACUCUGAGACUCAAUCCAACAGCAGCUUCAGUUCAGGGCCUAACAGCCCUGUGGACCUGCCCUGUCCGUUCUCCUCAUCCUCCUCCUCAUCCUCCACUUCCCCAAUCCCGUCCUCUCGCCCUUGCAGUCUGGACCUGCCCAGCACCGUCUCCUUGUCUGACUUCAGUCUGAUGUCUCCAAUCCUUGGCCCACGCAGUGAAUGCAGCGGUGCCUCGUCCCCCGAGUGUGACUUAGAGAGAGGUGACCGAGCAGAAGGUGCGGAGGCCGUACUGGACAACGUUCUCAAUAACAACAGCAUCAGCAACGCCAAAACAACCUUCAGCCUGGACAGCCGUUUCCGUCUGCUGUCUCUAAAACUGAGCCGGAACGACAGCAGAAAAACCGUUGUUCGAGACCCCCUGGGUCUGGUUCAACACCCCUCGCCAGCCACAAUCCUGCUCGAUGGGAUGUGACCGCAGACACUGAUGUAUUCAUCCACAGUCUGUGCUGUCGAGAGACUCUCCACUUCACCCGUGUGUCAUCCAGCUCAUUCCUCUCACUGUCUACAAUGUUCCAGCAACUUUGAGACUCAAUUCAUGAGUUGAAAAAAGCAACCCUCGUGACACGAUGUGCUGAGGAGACAAAUCUGCCAUUUUGGAGGAGCACAGAGCUGACUUAAGCUUUGAAAAGUGGACAAACAUCUCCAUAAAUGCUAUUAAUUGUGUCAUUUCCACGUGUUCUAGAAAGUAGGAAGACACUUAAAAAGGGAUAGUUCACCCAAAAUUGUUAAUUUACUCACUAUUU